This is a messenger RNA of Ostreococcus lucimarinus CCE9901, 726 nucleotides long. RefSeq lists its product with no specific name. The transcript has a single exon. The record is from RefSeq and is a predicted model, not a curated record. Lineage: Eukaryota; Viridiplantae; Chlorophyta; Mamiellophyceae; Mamiellales; Bathycoccaceae. The annotation marks the transcript as partial.
GCGUCGUUCACCGUGGUGAUCCCAGCGCUAAACGAAGAGACGCGCGUGCGCGAAGCCAUCGCGAGCGCGCGCGCGAACGCGAGCGCGCGCGUGAUCGUCGUUGACGGCGGAAGCACCGAUGCCACCGUGCGCGUGGCGCGGAAGCACGGGGCGAGCGUGGUGAGGAGCGAGCGAGGACGAGGGAGACAGAUGAACGCGGGGGCGGCGGCGGCGGCGGCGACGGGGACGCGAGACGCGAGCGAUGUGUUGGUGUUUCUGCACGCCGAUAGCACGCUACCGACUGGGUACGGGGAGUUAAUAACGCGCGCGUUGGCGAAACGCGUGACUGGACGAUCGCGCGAGUGGGGGGCGUUCGAAUUUAAGAUGGGCGGCGAGCGAGAGGACGAAGGGUUCGCUCGAACGUGCACUCGGCGCGCAAUCGAAUUCGGGACGAAUGCGCGGUGUAGACUGUUUAGAAUGCCUUACGGUGAUCAGGCUUUGGUUAUGCGACGAGAAACGUUUGACAGCGUCGGAGGGUUCGAUGAGCUACCGUUUAUGGAGGACUACAUCAUGGCGCGAAAGUUGCGGCGACGCGGCGCGCCGGCGCUAUUUAGCGCCCCCGUGACGACGAGCGGCAGGCGAUGGGACGAGCGAGGAUUCAGUAAAGUGACUCUGAUGAAUCAAGUAAUUAUAUUAGGUUAUCACAUCGGCGUGCCCAUGGAAAAGCUCGCGGAAUGGUACAAGAAA